Silurus meridionalis is the source of this 3411-nucleotide messenger RNA. It is a transcript of the gene pax3a, whose product is annotated as paired box 3a. The coding region runs from base 328 to 1794 and encodes 488 amino acids. The transcript has 9 exons. Gene Ontology annotation, biological process: regulation of transcription by RNA polymerase II; anatomical structure development. Lineage: Eukaryota; Metazoa; Chordata; Actinopteri; Siluriformes; Siluridae. Gene Ontology annotation, molecular function: DNA-binding transcription factor activity, RNA polymerase II-specific; RNA polymerase II cis-regulatory region sequence-specific DNA binding. The record is from RefSeq and is a predicted model, not a curated record.
CUACCAAGCGCCGACUCAAUCUACACAACAAGUGCGUCCAAACGGCCGCGGAAAGAAAUUGUGACUUCUGAAUUUUAUUUUAGGAACAAAAUCGGACUCAUCUAGUCUGGAUAUCACUCGGUAACUUCGAAGGACCUUUUUUUCUGAGUGAUCUGUUUCCUCCUGUUACGAAGUUGGUUUUCUGAGGACGUAUUACAGUGACACUUCGUCGGCCUGAGAGAUAACGGGCAGAUCCGACCCCUGAUCUCAACCAGAUUCCGCCUGGAUCUCUAAAAUCCACCGUUAAUUCCACCGUUAAGUGGCUUCGUUGCUGUAGGAAUUCGGGACAUGGCCGCCUUAGCAGGGGGCAUUCCCAGGAUGGUGCGCCCCACGCCACCUCAAAACUACCCGAGAGGGGGCUAUUCGCUCGAAGUUUCAACACCUUUAGGCCAGGGCCGAGUAAACCAGCUCGGCGGUGUGUUUAUUAACGGACGCCCGCUGCCCAACCAUAUUCGCCAUAAGAUCGUGGAAAUGGCGCAUCACGGGAUCAGGCCGUGCGUCAUCUCACGCCAACUGCGCGUCUCACACGGCUGCGUUUCCAAAAUCCUGUGCAGGUACCAGGAGACAGGAUCCAUCCGACCUGGCGCUAUUGGAGGUAGCAAGCCAAAGCAGAACACCACCCCAGACGUGGAUAAGAAAAUUGAGGAAUACAAGAGAGAGAAUCCGGGAAUGUUCAGUUGGGAGAUCCGAGACAAGCUACUGAAAGACGGCAUCUGUGACAGAAACAACGUGCCCUCAGUCAGCUCGAUCAGUCGCAUUCUGCGCUGUAAGUUUGGAGGAAAUGGGGAGGAUGAGGAGGACGAUGAUGAAGUUGAAAAGCGGGAGCUUGAGGAAAACGAAAGACGUGCAAAACACAGCAUUGAUGGCAUUCUGGGUGACAGAUCGAGUCAUUCAGACGAGGGUUCCGAUAUAGACUCAGAGCCAGGUCUGCCCCUGAAGAGAAAACAGCGCCGCAGUCGCACGACAUUCACUGCCGAGCAGCUUGAGGAGCUGGAGAGAGCUUUUGAGCGCACACACUACCCUGACAUCUACACACGCGAGGAGCUCGCCCAAAGAGCCAAACUUACUGAAGCAAGAGUGCAGGUGUGGUUUAGCAACAGACGGGCUCGCUGGAGGAAGCAAGCAGGGGCAAAUCAGCUGAUGGCAUUCAAUCACCUGAUUCCUGGAGGAUUCCCACCAUCGGCCAUGUCCAGUUUACAGCCAUAUCAGCUUCCAGAAAGUCCUUACUCUGCAUCAUCUAUACCACAAGCAUUAACAGAACAAACCAGCACAGUGCACAGACCCCAGCCUCUUCCACCAACUUCAGUGCACCAGAGCGGUCUAGCGACCACCCCGGGAGCUCAGGAUGCUACUUCAGCCUACUGCCUCUCUUCAGGUCGUCAUGGCUUUUCAGGCUACUCAGACAGCUUUGUGCCAGCACCAAGCCACUCUAACCCGGUUAACCCUGCUAUUACCAACGGUCUCUCAACACAGGUGAUGGGACUGUUAAACCCGGGAGGUGUACCUCACCAGUCGCAGGGAGACUUCUCUCUCUCCCCUCUCACUGGUCCUCUGGAGCCUAGUGCCGGCAUGGCUGCCAGCUGCCACUCAUCACAGAGACUGGAGUCUCUGUCCGGACUGGCUAGCAUGCCUUCUCUGCCCAGCUCACAGUCUUACUGCCCACCCAGCUACAGCUCGCCAGCCUACAGCGUCGACCACAUGGCACCAUACCAAUACAGCCAGUAUGGGCAAAGUAAGGUGCCUUUCAUUAUCUGAAACCCAACAUCAGCUGAGCAGGAAGAUGCUAGCAGGAGAAAAGAGGGAAAAUUCCGGAUGUUCUGAGAGAAACCACCUGCUUUUUAGCUCUUCCCCUGACCUCUGACAUCCACUUCCAGAUUCAUGCCUUCCCACAAACCCCCGCUGGCAUCACGGCAGUUCCAACUCAGCCGCACCACCCAUUCAUGCUGGGUUGGUUAUCAUUCUGAGUGAUUCAGGUUUAGUGUGGAUAAUAAGGACCAAAGGCCUUCUGUGGUUAGUGCUCUAUUACAUGCCUGCAAAUGUGUCCAACACAAAGCUUACUCGACCAUUCCCAAAGAACGCCAUGUAAGCAGUGUGAGAGCCCGGGAGCUGGACAAGGAGUUGAAAAACAAUUUUUUAAAUAAAAAUAAAGCCUGGAUAUUUAACCUGAAAAGACCAGCAGAGAAAUGUGUAGGGUCAGACAACUGAAACCUAUAACUUCACAUUACUCAUCACAAGAACGUCUUGUUUGACUCGUGAUGCGUUUGGGGAAAUAAGGGCUCCUUUUUUGGGUGUGAGGUGUGUGUAUCAUCUUCUGUCGAUUUUAUCAACAUUAUUCACAAUUGUGUGCGUAAUAGAGAGAUAGAAAGCUCCUAUGCCCUCAAAAGUCUGAUGGAAUUUCACUUAUGUCAAAUGUAUCAAUGAAAGAAAGACACGUCCCACUUACCCAUACAAUUACAGUAUAGAUAAAAGUAGACACUGAUACCUAAAAGCAACUAAAAUUUCAUUGUGUAAAGACAUAUUAAAUGUUUGCCAUAGGAGAAAGGAGGGGAGAAAAGGAUAUUGUGUAUGAGAGAAAGAAAAGGGUAAAGUAGCACAAACUGAAAUCCAAAGAAAGUGCAAUAUACACAAUUUAUACCUCAUACACCAAUCUCUUAAUUUAAUGAUUUACAUGUAGAUUGUGAAGGAGCAAUAGGGAGAAGUUCCUAAUGAACAGUAUGAAACACUAUGAAAAAUAGCACUCAGAGACAGUAGCUGUGGACCCUAAACUGGAAAAAUGUAUUUCCAUUUAACAGGACUCAGGUCUGCCAAAUCUUACUCUCCUAACACUUUUCAGACUCCACAACCUGCCAUGGUGUUCUUUAAUGCCUUUUAAAUUAUCAGCACAUUUCUGCGAAUAUUAAGAUAUUUUAAUCUUAAAAUGUUAGGAAUAUUACAAUUGAAGCAAAAAUAAAAAAUAAAAAUAAUGUGGCAUAAAGAGACUUUAUUUUAAAUAGGGACAGGUUGUAUAAUACAGACCUAGUUUAAAAAUCCCAACUGAUAAAAAAAAAAUCCAGAAAAAAAUGUGUAUUGCUGAUUGAACUUCCAAUAAACCUCUUAAAUUUGAUAUUAUCUAAUUGGGGUAAUGUAAAUAAGACAGAGAGUUGUUUUACAUCAGACAUAUUCAUUUGCAUUUUCCUAUUUCUGAGUUGACCCAUCUUUACAUGACUGUCAAGUGAGAAAAAAAGUACUGUGUGCCUAAAACGCAACACCACCUGUUUUUAAGUCUUAAAUUCCAUGCCGAAGGUUAUUUUUUACAUCUGCUUUUUAUACUUAUAUGAUUUUUUUUUCUUUAAGACUGCAUUCAAUUGUUGUUGCAAAAUGUCUUGUGUUAAA